AUGAGGUCUGGCUGUGCACUCAAACUCUAUUGUACCUUCCAAAAUGGCUUGUGCUAUGAGUUUCUCCCAGCAUGGCUUUUGGGCCCAAGCAUAUGCUUGAACCCUGGCUCUUCAGGUUUAUUGCCUGGGAAAUGGGAAAAGUCCAUGCCAUCCAUGCCAAUGGCUAUCUGUCCAAACAUGGCCUGUGGCCCAAAAUGUGCAGUUAUUUCACUAUUGUCAAGGAUUUUUUCAACUCCAGCCUUUCCCAGAACAUGCCCAGUGUGGAGGUCCUCAAGCAGGAAAUGGACUGGUUGAAGGAGAUCUUUUCACAGCUGGAUUCUCCCCUAGUAUUAUGCCAUAAUGACCUGCUUUGCAAGAACGUCAUCUAUAUUGAAAAGAAAGGUCAUGCCAGAUUCAUAGACUUUGAAUAUGCUGGGUACAACUACCAAGCCUUUGAUGAUGGCAAGCACUUCAGUGAGUUUGUAGGUGUGAAUGAAGUAGACUAUAGCCUCUACCCAGGGGAGAGUCAACUUCAUUGGCUGACUUACUACCUGCAAGCCCACAAGCAGCUCUGCAAAGAUGAUUGGGGCAGGACAGCUAUGACCCCCAGGAAGGGGGAGAAGCUCUACGUACAAGUUAAUAAGCUUGCUCUGGCCUCUCACUUCUUCUGGGCAUUCUGGGCCGUCAUCCAGAACCAGUUCUCUACCAUUGACUUUGACUUCUUUAGAUAUAUGGUGAUCAGAUUCAACAAAUACUUCAAAGUGAAGCCUCAGGUGUUGUCCUUGGAGAUGCCAAAGUGA
Molecule: messenger RNA, 779 nt
Organism: Phascolarctos cinereus (koala)
Lineage: Eukaryota; Metazoa; Chordata; Mammalia; Diprotodontia; Phascolarctidae
Source: RefSeq, a predicted model, not a curated record